CUCCCGACCUGUCCGCUCCGCCCCCGGGAUGCCCUUAUCGCCGCCUGUCUGCACUGUGGCCUGACCGCAGUAGACCAGGCGGAGCGCCGGGCGCAGAGCCGUGUGGAGGCUGGAAACCGGCGGUGCCCCUCGUCCGGACCAUGUCUGGCUGCCACGCUCCGGAGGGAGACUGCUGCAUGCGACGAUGCAGCGCGCAGGACAAUGAACAUCCAAGAUACCUGAUCCCAGAACUUUGCAAACAGUUUUACCAUUUGGGUUGGGUCACUGGGACUGGAGGAGGAAUUAGCUUGAAGCAUGGCAAUGAAAUCUACAUUGCUCCUUCAGGAGUGCAAAAGGAACGAAUUCAGCCGGAAGACAUGUUUGUUUGUGAUAUAAAUGAGCAGGAUAUAAGUGGACCUCCAGCAUCUAAGAAGCUAAAAAAAAGCCAGUGCACUCCUCUUUUCAUGAAUGCUUACACGAUGAGAGGAGCAGGCGCAGUGAUUCAUUCCCACUCUAAAGCUGCUGUCAUGGCUACCCUCCUCUUUCCAGGACGAGAGUUUAAAAUUACACAUCAAGAGAUGAUCAAAGGAAUAAGGAAAUGUACCUCAGGCGGGUAUUUUAGGUAUGAUGAUAUGUUAGUGGUACCUAUUGUUGAGAACACACCUGAGGAAAAAGACCUCAAAGAGCGAAUGGCCCGUGCAAUGAAUGAAUACCCUGACUCCUGUGCAGUCCUGGUCAGGCGCCAUGGAGUGUAUGUGUGGGGAGAAACGUGGGAGAAGGCUAAAACCAUGUGUGAAUGUUAUGACUAUUUGUUUGAUAUUGCUGUAUCAAUGAAGAAAGUAGGACUUGAUCCUACACAGCUCCCAGUUGGAGAAAAUGGAAUUGUAUAAGCCAAACAAGUUUAAUUAUGCAGAUGUAAAACUGAACUUGAUUAUUAUUUCAGUGAAACCUGACCAUUUUUUAAAUGAAUUGAAAUUUCCCAAAAGACCAUUAAUUUGUCACUAAAUACUACAGAUGAUCACAUUUAAUCUUUUCUGACAUUGAAUGGUAUUUGCUCAUAUUCUCCUAAUUUUAAAUGACAAGACAGCAGAAUAAAAGUUUUUUACUCAGUGUG
Messenger RNA from Sciurus carolinensis (gray squirrel), 1093 nucleotides. It is a transcript of the gene Apip, whose product is annotated as APAF1 interacting protein. The transcript has 7 exons. NCBI's taxonomy places the organism in Eukaryota, Metazoa, Chordata, Mammalia, Rodentia, Sciuridae. Gene Ontology annotation, molecular function: metal ion binding; methylthioribulose 1-phosphate dehydratase activity. The record is from RefSeq and is a predicted model, not a curated record. Bases 141 to 869 code for a protein of 242 amino acids. Gene Ontology annotation, cellular component: cytoplasm.